GCUAAUAUUAAUCUGCACAGUUCUGCAGUGGAAAGCCCGUGUCGCCUGUAUUCCUGAACCGUCCCGGAGACUACUAGGGUUACCUGCCCUGAAAGCUGUACAGACCCGAGCCGCGCCAAUCGCGUGCCACUGUUUCGUGUCAACAGAGUCUAUUUGCAUUGCUGGGGAGGAGACUCGUUAGCCAAAUAGCCCACAUGAUUGGCUCAGCAUGAGUUGAUACCCGAUCUGUCGGCUAUUUGGAGGCCCGUUUUGCAAGCAGAAUAGAAGUUGACAAGGGGUGGCAGUUGGGUUGGAGUCUGCUGGUCUGGAGGAGGAAAUGCUUUUCUUUCCCCGCUGAGUCAACCUUGUAAAGUUGCCGGGAAUGUCAUCCCGCUGAAUCGCACAGCUUCGCCGCGCUUGGAGUGACCGUAGUCCCGUUUUGUGGUGUUCCAACCGUACCAAGGGAAGCCAAGUCUGCUGGUGCUGCUGACAAAAAGACGAACAAACAUGACGACCAGCGUUGUUUACUCUCUACUGACGUGCAGCUUGGUGGUAAUGCUUAUGUGGGAGCGGACGGACUCCGCUGGCUAUACUAGCGGCCAGUACAGCUGCGAUCCUAUUCGAAUCGUGAUGUGUAACGAUCUGGGCUACAACGUUACACGGAUGCCCAAUCUGGUCGGGCACGACAUGCAGCAAGACGCCGAGCUUCAACUGCAAACCUUCACGCCUCUCAUCCAAUAUGGCUGCUCCUCACAGCUCCAGUUCUUCCUCUGCUCGGUUUACGUGCCCAUGUGUACAGAGAAGGUUCCAAUCCCCAUAGGACCGUGCCAAAGCAUGUGCCUGUCUGUGAAAAAACGCUGUGAACCCGUCCUGACGGAGUUUGGCUUUCCCUGGCCGCCAACUCUAAACUGUUCCAAGUUUCCGCUCCAAAACGACCACAACACCAUGUGUAUGGAAGGGCCCGGGGACGAAGAAGUCAAUCUGGCGGACGGGAGCGGGAACGAGCGGCGGGGCGGUGGCCUCACCACGCCAGACGGCCAUGGCGAUGGGCUCCACGCGGAAAGCUGUGGCGGGCCAAACGACGACAGUUACAUGUACGUCAAGAGAACGGACUCGUGUGCACUCAAGUGUGGAGUGGAGUAUGGCAACUUCACCCCGGAGGAGAAGCGGUUCGCCGAUAUCUGGAUGGCCGUCUGGGCUGGCCUGUGUUUCCUGUCCACCAUGUUUACGGUCCUAACGUUCCUGAUAGACACUGCGCGCUUCCGCUACCCUGAAAGACCCAUCAUCUUCCUGUCCAUGUGCUACAAUAUCUACAGUAUCGCGUACAUCGUCAGGCUUGUGGUGGGCAGGAAAGCUAUCUCAUGUGACUCGGAAGAUGGCCAGGCGUUUCUCAUUCAGCAAGGACUUGAAAAUACGGGCUGCGCAAUUGUGUUUCUGUUCCUGUACUUCUUCGGCAUGGCGAGCUCCAUCUGGUGGGUCAUCCUCACACUCACCUGGUUUCUGUCUGCUGGUCUGAAAUGGGGACACGAAGCAAUAGAAAUGCAUAGCAGCUAUUUCCACCUGGCCACAUGGUCCAUUCCUGCCAUUAAACGAAGUCAUUUUGUUAUGAAGCAGGUUGACGCCGAUGAGUUAACCGGACUGUGUUUUGUAGGCAAUCAAAAUUUAGACGCGCUGACAGGCUUCGUGCUCGCGCCCCUCUUCACCUACCUGGUGGUCGGGACGUCAUUCCUCCUGGCAGGUUUCGUCUCACUCUUCCGCAUCCGAAAUUUCAUGAAAAACGACGGAACCAAAACGGACAAGCUGGAACGCCUCAUGGUGAAGAUCGGAGUGUUCAGUGUCCUGUACACCGUGCCAGCCACAUGUGUCAUCGCCUGCUACUUCUACGAACACUCCAACAGAGAACUGUGGAGGUACUCGUCUGCAAAACCCAACAUUGAACUCUACAUGCUGAAAAUCUUCAUGUCUCUUGUGGUGGGGAUUACAAGCAGCAUGUGGAUUUGGUCCGCCAAAACCGUCAGUUCGUGGGCAAACUGCACAAGAAGACUUUGUAACUCCAAAUCCGGGGAGACGACAUCCAGGCCAAAUGGACUGACAUUGAAGGCGGGGGGAGGCAAAGAGAGUGCGGUAUGAGAUUUUCUCCCAAAUUAUCCGUUUGUCUUUAUGUUCUAACAGAGAACACAAUCUACUUUACCCUGCAGUGAUUGGAUAUGUAUUCAGUUGAGAAUCCCUAGCAACUUGUUGAUUUUUCGGACCUGCAUAUCCAGCAGGGCAAGAUAAACAAACCAGAGGGCGAGCCAUUUCUCAUGUACGUUUUAUCUUCAUCCAAGUCUGUUUCAUAAAACUUGUUCUUUGUAAGCAAUAUACGCUGAUUCCUUCCACCAAUAAUUUGUAAUGUAUAAUCAAAUUAUGUGCCAAAAAAAAUUUGGCCCUCGGAUAAAUAUUUUGUCGAAAACUUAGUACCGGGGCCUGACUUGUACAGAGAUCUUUGAGAGUUGUUUGUA
This is a messenger RNA of Branchiostoma belcheri (Belcher's lancelet), 2480 nucleotides long. Its product is annotated as frizzled-4-like. Lineage: Eukaryota; Metazoa; Chordata; Leptocardii; Amphioxiformes; Branchiostomatidae. Gene Ontology annotation, molecular function: Wnt receptor activity; Wnt-protein binding. Gene Ontology annotation, biological process: canonical Wnt signaling pathway; non-canonical Wnt signaling pathway. Gene Ontology annotation, cellular component: plasma membrane. The record is from RefSeq and is a predicted model, not a curated record.